Molecule: messenger RNA, 3429 nt
Organism: Pezoporus flaviventris
Lineage: Eukaryota; Metazoa; Chordata; Aves; Psittaciformes; Psittacidae
Gene: OPN3
Product: opsin 3
Exons: 4
Coding region: 92-1279 (395 amino acids)
Biological process (GO): G protein-coupled receptor signaling pathway; visual perception
Cellular component (GO): photoreceptor outer segment; membrane
Molecular function (GO): G protein-coupled receptor activity
Source: RefSeq, a predicted model, not a curated record
GGGGGCUCCUCCUCCUGCCCUCACUAGCUCUCUGCUAUGGGGCUAGGAGCGGGCGGAGAGGUUUAUCUCUGCUGCGGCCGGUCUGCGAGCCAUGCACUCGGGGAACAGCACGGGCACGACCAGCCGCCCGGAGCCCGCGGCGGCAGAGCAAGAGGUGCCGGGCGAGCGGCCUCUCUUCAGCGCCAGCACUUACGAGCUGCUGGCGCUGCUCGUCGCCACCAUAGGCGUGCUGGGCUUGUGCAACAACUUGCUGGUGCUGGUGCUCUACUACAAGUUCAAGCGGCUUCGCACGCCCACCAACCUCUUCCUCGUCAACAUCAGCCUCAGCGACCUGCUGGUGUCUGUCUUCGGGGUGAGCCUUACCUUCAUGUCCUGCUUGAGGAGCCGCUGGGUGUGGGACGCUGCCGGCUGCGUCUGGGACGGCUUCAGCAACAGCCUCUUCGGAAUUGUUUCAAUUAUGACUCUCACUGUUCUUGCCUAUGAACGCUACAUUCGAGUAGUUCAUGCUAAAGUGAUUGACUUCUCUUGGUCUUGGCGGGCUAUCACAUACAUCUGGCUCUACUCAUUAGCCUGGACUGGAGCACCUCUUUUGGGCUGGAACAGAUACACACUGGAAAUUCAUGGAUUAGGUUGCUCCGUUGACUGGAAGUCAAAAGACCCCAAUGAUACCUCCUUUGUAAUCCUUUUUUUCCUUGGGUGUCUAGUAGCACCUGUGGGGAUCAUGGCCUAUUGCUAUGGCCAUAUUGUCUAUGCAGUAAGAAUGCUUCGCUGUGUGGAAGAUUUCCAGACUGUUCAAGUGGUCAAACUUCUAAAAUAUGAAAAGAAAGUGGCUAAAAUGUGUUUCUUAAUGAUCUCCACGUUUCUUAUUUGUUGGAUGCCCUAUGCAGUGGUUUCCCUCCUGGUAACGUAUGGCUAUAGCAACCUUGUAACUCCAACAGUAGCCAUCAUCCCAUCUUUCUUUGCGAAGUCAAGCACUGCUUAUAAUCCAGUCAUCUAUAUCUUCAUGAGUAGAAAGUUUAGACGGUGCCUCUUACAACUCCUGUGCUUCCGCCUGAUGAGAUUCCCGAGGACCAUGAAAGAGACGCCAGUGACAGGGAAUGAUAAACCAGUACGGCCGAUAGUUAUGUCUCAGAAAGCAGGAGACAGGCCAAAGAAGAAAGUGACUUUCAGCUCUUCCUCUAUAAUUUUUAUCAUCACCAGUGAUGAAACUCGGCAAAUAGAUGACAACAGCAAACAUGAUGAGACAAAAGUAAAUGUCAUUCAAGUAAAGCCACUAUAGGGAUGAGUUAAAGAGAUGUGAGAAUGAGAUGGACUUCAGCCAGUAGACUGUUUAGGUUGGAAACCAGUUUUAGUGGCAAUGCCUGUGGACUGCCAAGGGAAACCUCAUUCUUAAGCUGUGAAAUACUGAAGGGAUUCUGCAUCUAAGGCUCUGCAGGCAAUUCAGUUUUGAUCACAGUACUGAAAUCUCUUCAUCUGUGCCAAAAUUGCUGAUGGAUGUCUUUACUAUUCAUUUUCUUAAAGCAUAUUGUAGGACUUCUAUUCAGGAGAUCUUGGUCAGGCUGGAGGAAUGCACAGACAGAAAUGUUACAAAGUUCAGCAAGGGCAAGUGCAGAGUCCUGCGCUUGGGAAGGAAGAACAAUUCUGUAGCACAGCAGGCCAAGCCCUGGCUGCCUGGGAUGCAGCUCUGUGGAAAAGGAUGUGGAGUCCUGUUACACGAGGACGUGAGCCUGCAGUGUGCCCUGGUAGCAAGGAAGGGUAGCAGCACCUUAGGCUGUACUGACAGUAUUGGAGCCAGUAGUCUGAAGUAAUUAUGUCCUUGAUUCAGUCUUCAGUGGACCAUAUCUACAUUACUGCAUCGACUUUUGGGACCCCAAAGCAAGACAGAUAUCUGUAAACUGGGGUGAGUUCAGUGGAGUCCCCGAAGAUUGUCAGGGGUUGUAGUACCUUGCCUUGUGAGGAGAGGCUGGGGGUACUCCUCUUUACCAGCGUGGAGAUGGAGCAUCCUCACAGGAACCUAAUAUCAGCCUUCCAAUAGAGAUGGGGAGGUUUUCAACAAGAUGGAGCAAGGCUCUUCAGGGCAAUUCAUAGUGGAAGUAUCACAGACAAUGAGCAUGAACUGAAAUAAGAGAUUUGGGUGAGUAAUAAGGAAAAGGUUUUUCACCCAAGAAUAGCCAAACAAUGGAACAAGUCAUACUAGAGGCUUCCCAAGGUUCCUUUAGUAUGGUGUUAUAAGGGAAGAAGGAGGAAGAAUGUUUGAGGUUUCCUACAGUUCAGUUGGUCUGAAUUGGUGCUUUGCAGUGUAGGGGGUGAGAAAAGUGAUGUCAUCAAUGACUGGGACUACAGUUAAACCAAAAGGCCUGAGAAAGCUGUCCUCUGUGCCCAGCAAGCCAUUCUCUUGGUGCUAUCUGGUAGGACCCAUGAGAUACAUAGUGAAGAAAAUCCUGCCAAUCAAAGCAUCAAUGAAAAAAGGUCAGUGAAAAGGGAGACUUGGUUUGGGUUUUGUUUUUUGUUUUUGUUUUUGUUUUUCAGUUAUUACUAUUAUGUGCUUUAUGCAUCUGUAUCUUACAUCCAUUUAUUCUGUACAUGAACAGAACAGGACCAGGAACAUCAUCCUGUAUUAAUCCUGAACCUGCUCUGGCAUUCUGGUGAAAGUAACUGUUAGGCAAAAGUUACCUUGCUCUUCUCUAAUUGUAGUUGUAAUGUGAGUGAUGAGAGAUCUAGUUGUAGUGUAAGUAAUGAUUUUCUUUGAGCUCAGUGAACAGAACAGAUAGAGAAUUUUGUCCUUUUUUUUACACAUUUUAAAAUAUUGUUGGUACAAAAUGGUGACAGGAUUCUGUCCCAGACGUGGCUUCCUGUCAGCAUGGGGUGAGUAAGAGAACUAAUUUUUAAUUAUGGCAGUUGGUUCUCCACCGCAUCCAUUGCACCAGUGUAAUUUCUCUGCCUCAGUCUGAUAACAGGCAGUAUGGAUCUGCAACAUGCAGCUUUUCGAUCUCUGUGAAAGCUGUGAGAAAAGUAAGAAAUUUCUUGUUUCCUCUGGGGACAAAUCUUCUGAGAGGUUCAGAGGGAAUGUGCACAAUUACUGUUGGCACUGUAGCUUAGUCCUCUAGUCAAGAAUGAAGCUUAAAAAAAUAAAUACAAAAAAUCAGGGUCUAAACGUAGAAGCUUUCAGCUAGUGUUCCUGGGAGUAGGGAGUGACUUCAGCUCAGAACAAGUGACAUGGUGCUGUACCUGUGCUUUUGAAGAGGUAAAUUUGUUAUACAUGCACCCCUCCAGAGCUUUAGCACUGGUAAACAGGCUCUGUGUUGUGUUUAAAAGUGCAUCUGGAGUCCACUUUGGUUUCUGGAUUAAAUCGUAUAAUCUGAGAGAAAACAGAUGGUGAUAUACUCGUCUUUGUUUCUUUCAUAUUUGUUAUUUUUAAUUUAUUUAGUU